Micropterus salmoides (largemouth bass) is the source of this 3689-nucleotide messenger RNA. Its product is annotated as clathrin interactor 1-like. The record is from RefSeq and is a predicted model, not a curated record. The transcript has 12 exons. Bases 171 to 2111 code for a protein of 646 amino acids. Gene Ontology annotation, biological process: endocytosis. NCBI's taxonomy places the organism in Eukaryota, Metazoa, Chordata, Actinopteri, Centrarchiformes, Centrarchidae. Gene Ontology annotation, molecular function: clathrin binding; phospholipid binding. Gene Ontology annotation, cellular component: plasma membrane; endosome; clathrin vesicle coat.
UAGCAACUGGGGCCGGUCCGUUAACUGCAGCGGCCGUUGUACUACCGGAGCUCAUCGAGGAGUUGAAGGGGAAUUGUCGUCGGUGACCGGAUACCACCUCUGUCUUGCGGGGCGUAGAGACACGGGGGCGGCGUAGUAUCGAGGCGGCGAGCCCGCAGUUGCGUGCGGAGAUGCUGAACAUGUGGAAAGUCAGAGAGCUGGUGGACAAAGCCACCAAUGUGGUGAUGAACUACUCCGAAAUCGAGUCCAAAGUGAGAGAGGCUACCAAUGAUGACCCCUGGGGACCCUCCGGACAACUGAUGGGGGAAAUAGCCAAAUCUACCUUUAUGUAUGAGCAGUUCCCAGAGGUGAUGAACAUGCUGUGGACCAGGAUGCUGAAAGACAACAAGAAGAACUGGAGACGAGUCUACAAGGCUUUACUACUGCUGGCCUAUCUGAUCAGAAAUGGGUCUGAAAGAGUCGUCACCAGUGCCAGAGAACACAUCUACGACCUGCGAUCUCUAGAAAACUACCACUUCAUUGAUGAGAAUGGAAAGGAUCAGGGCAUCAAUGUGCGUCAGAAGGUGAAGGAGAUGGUGGAGUUCGUCCAGGACGAUGACAGACUGAGAGAGGAGAGGAAGAAAGCCAAGAAGAACAAAGAUAAAUACAUUGGAGUUUCUUCUGACAGUAUGGGAGGUGGAGGAGGAGGAGGAAGCAUUAAGAACACUAAUGAGCUGGAUCGGAAUAAGUGGGAUGAGGACUGGGAUAAGAGCAAAGGAGCUUUCCCCUUUAGCGAGAAGCUCGGAGAGAUCAGCGACAAGAUAGGCAGCACCAUCGACGACACAAUCAACAAGUUCAGAAAGAAGGAACCAGACGACUCACCCGACAGACUCAGUGACAACGAGGAGGACAGAGCAUCGAGAAACGGAAGGCAGGAAACCCUUGAGUUCAAAGAUGAGGAAGAAACUGUCACGACGAAGAGCAUCCAGAUCACACAAGCAACAGAAACCACAACCACCACCACACGGAAACGCAGUGGAGCAACAACCAGCAAGACUCUGGACCUGGGUGCUGCAGCCCACUACACUGGAGACAACAGCCCAGAGGAGAAGUCGUCAGUCAGGCAGACUUCCAGUAGCAGUCUAGCUGACCUGCUAGUUAUUGACCCUUCAUCCAAUCAGAGUACAGGUGGCAGUUCAGACCUCAUCGGUGGCUUUGCUGAUUUCUCCUCUCCUGCGGCCUCUGCCAGCCUCCCAGCCUCCACUGCUGCUGCAUCAUCCAAUGGAAAUGGAGAAUUUGGAGACUGGAAUGCCUUCCCAGCCAAUCCACCUGCUUCGUCUAGCUCUGCUCCCUCCCAGCCCAUCACUGACCUGUUUGGCAGUGUCCACUCACCAACAGCGCCACCCUCUAAUCCCACCCCCGUCCCACCGUCUGCCGAGCUCUUUGACCUGAUGGGUGGAGUUAACCAUCAGCUAACCAAUCCACAUACAACACUGAGCGCCUCACAGAGCAUGACUUUCUCUCUGGGAGGGGCAACGCCAGGAGCAUCGGUUACAAUGCCCACCAUGCCCGUUUCUCGCUCUCAACAGAGCUUGGGAGGCAUGACAUCUCAGCAGCCUAUAGGUCAACAGCAGAAGGUUGGCGUUGGAGGUCAAGGAUCAUUAGGGUCGACCUGGUCUGACCCCUCCGUUAACAUCAGUCUGGACUUCCUGUCAGCGGGCCUCAACCCCACUAAGACACCGCCCACACUCAACAAUAUCAUCCAGCAGACAGGCGUGCCUCCCGUCAACUUGUUGGCCCAGAACUUUGGAGGAAUGAACCUCAGCUCCCCACCCCACGUGACACCUAUUAGACCACCAGCCAUUCCCAUGAUGGCAGGCAAUGCCAUGGCGAUGGGUAUGCCCCCUUCAAUGACCACGGGUACCAUGGGGAUGGGGGGGAUUCCAGUAAACCAAGGCAUGAUGGGAAUGAACAUGAGCAUGAAUAUGGGCAUGGCCGCUCCGGUGAUGAUGAGUGGAAUGGCUGGCAUGGGAGUGCCAGGAGUAGGGAUGGGCCUUGCACACUCCAUCACCCCGGCCGUGGUUCCACCCAAACAAGAUGCCUUCGCUAACUUUGGCAGUUUUGGGAAAUGAAGGAGUGCAAAUGUGUGUGUGCGUGUGUGGGUGCGAGUGUGAGUGUGCAUGUCUGACAUUAUGGGAGAGAACUACAGAAGGACUGCUGUACUUGAAGACUUCCUUGCAUGUUUGUGUUUGUUUUCUUUGGUGAGCUGGCACCAGUGAUCGUUCGCCACAAUCUUGGAGGUCGGAGAGAGUGCCCGCCAGCGGCCUAUUGGUAAUCUGAUGUGUGAAAUUACGUCACAGAGGACACCUGAAGAGCAGGGAAGGUGUAAACCCACAGCCUGUAGUCGUUCCUCUCCUGUGGGGGAAGGAACCUGUUUUCUAUAUGAACUACAGUAUCGCCCCCUCAAUUGUAAAGAAAAAUCACUGCAAAAAGUUUUUCUCUGUGACUGCACAAAGAAUUCAAUCAGUAGGGUUGACACAAAUGAAAAUGGCAUUGCUGUCUCAAUUCUGCAUUGUAGCCUGAGAUAUCAUGUUUUAUAUCAUUUCAACCAUCAGUCAUAAAAUUUAAGCCAAUACAUUAUUGCCAGGGGCUGACUCUAUUACUUUCUCUCACUGCUUGUGCAAAUAAUAUAGAAUAACAGUCACAGUAUCUGGAGUAUGCUGAGUCCAUCCCCUCCUCCUCCAGCAGAGGGCAGGGUGGGUGUAUGUGUUGAGAUAACGGUGUACUUAACUCUUGAGCCAUAUUAGGGUGGAUGAAUUGCAUAUUACAUCCUCUUUGUCUCCCAUCUCCUCCUUUUAUUAGGGCGGUACCAGUUCACAGUAACUCAUUCAGUCAGUAUUUCAUUCACUGAUAUUUAUCUUAGACAUGCUUUUGUAGGACACUUGACUUCAUAUAAGCAUUGCUUUCUGACCCAAAUAGAUCUGUUAUGUUCUGGACAGAGGUAAAGACUAUUGUGUUUUAUAGUAUUAUAUAUAUUAUUUUCCUACUGACUUUGGGAGAAGAGGGUAAAUGAUGGUCACCAUCUACAAGAACACCGUCCUCUAAAUUUCUGUCAUGUUCAAAGCAGUUUUGUGGGACAACCCAGCAAUGUACCUUUAAUUCCAAGUAUUUUUGCCAGCAAACAUUUUUCACCCUGCGGCUCACUUUGUCUCUUGGUGCAAGGGUCUCAUCUGUGCAUCUCUCAAACCUUGUAUUAAUAACCACUUCUUACAUUUGACAUGGAUUAGAUAAAUUGGAGGAAUGUUUUCAUUAGCUGAGUUUCAAUACAUUAUUUCUAUGGCUAGAUGAGACAAAUCUAAAGGGUUUUCGGGGUCUCGAAGAGUGUGUGUGUGUGUGUGUGUGUGUGUGUGUGUAGUUUUCUGUUUGAUGUGCAAACACAGCUAAGCAGAGCCUCUUCUCAUUUUUUGAGACACUGCACUCCAAAUGACCAAAUCUUUAUUUUGUUACUCUCAGAAGGAUUAUUUCAUAGCUAUUAGUUUAAUAUUUUAUUUUAAUUAGUUGUAAGCUUGUGUUCAUAUGGGUGAGCUACUAAUACCAUAAUUUAGUUGACACAAAUCAUGUUUUUGUUUCUUUAUUUCAGUACAGCUUGUUUCAUUUGGUUGUACUUUUUCUGUACUUCAUUUGACAUUAAAUUAAAUUAUAACAUUAAA